Molecule: messenger RNA, 1899 nt
Organism: Astyanax mexicanus (Mexican tetra)
Lineage: Eukaryota; Metazoa; Chordata; Actinopteri; Characiformes; Acestrorhamphidae
Product: ribonuclease inhibitor-like
Exons: 11
Coding region: 1-1899 (632 amino acids)
Molecular function (GO): protein binding
Source: RefSeq, a predicted model, not a curated record
AUGGACCUCGAUCUGGUUGCCUUGUAUUCUGAGCUGUUCUCUGGCUCCUCGACCGCUGCCACUACCUCCUGGGCACUGAUUCUUCCAUCUCCAGCCACAGCCCACUCAAUGUCCAAAUUGACAGUGGAUUGCAGAGGGCUGUUGAAAAGUUCUGCUGCAGAGGAAGCAUGGGAUUUUCUAGUAAAAGUUCUAGGAGAAAACCUGUUACUACUAAAAGAGCUGGACCUGAGUGGAAAGAUACAAGGAGACCAAGCAGUGAAGCAGCUCUCUGCUCUACUGAAGGAUUCACACUGCAUACCUGAGACAUUAAAGAUAAGAAACAGCAAUAUUACAGAAAUAGGCUGUGAGGCUCUGUCUGCAGCUCUUUGUUCAAAUCCUUCAUACCUGAAAGAGCUAGAUCUGAGUGGAAAUGGACUAGGAAACACUGGAGUGAAGUGGCUUUGUAUUCUACUGACGUGUCAGUCCUGUAAACUGCAUAAACUAAGUCUUUCAGAUUGCAGUUUAACAGAGGACGGAUAUGCUGCACUGGCUUUAGCUUUAAAAUCAAAGCCUUCACCAACCCUGAAAGAGCUGGAUCUCAGAGGAAAUGAUCCAGGAAACACAGGAGUGAAACAGAUCACUGACAUAUUCAAGGGUUCAGAAAAAACACUUAGGCUGUUGAAAACUAAAGCUGCAGAGGAUGGCCUCAAGUCUCUUAAAACCUUUUUUAAGGAAGACCCUUUACAAAUGACAGAGCUGAAUCUCAGUGAAAAAGAACCAAAAGAUAUCAGAGUAGAGCAGCUGUGUGCUCUAUUGAAAGAUCCACACUACAGACUGCAGAAACUCAGGCUGUAUAAAAAAGGCAGCAUCACAGAUCAAGACUGUGCUGCUUUAAUUUCUGCUAUAAGUGUAAAACCCUCCCAGCUGAAAGACCUGGAUUUGAACCAGAAUGAAGUAGGGAAGUCAGCACUGGAAGGGCUCUGCACUCUGCUGAAUAAUCCUAAAUGUGACCUGGAGAAAAUAAAUCUCAGUUUUUGCUGCAUCACAGAAGAAGGAUAUGUUUAUUUGGCUUCAGCCCUGAAAUCAUCACACCUGUUAGAGCUGGAUCUAAGAGGGAACAACCCUGGAGAGAAAGGAGUGAAGCUGCUUACUGAUCUUGUUAUGGAUUCCAAAUGUAAACUUAAGAAUCUGAGAAUGCUGACCGAUGCUGCAGAGAAAGCCUGCAAUUCUCUGUCUCUUGAACUAAAAUCAAAUGCCUUACUCCUGAAAGAGCUCGAUAUUAAUAUAAAAGGAGAUUCAGUAGUGGAGAAACUCUGUGAUCUACUGAAAGAUUUGCACUGCACACUGAAAAUACUUAGACUGAAAAACAGCGAAAUUACAGAGAAAGGCUGUGCUGCUUUAUCAUCCGCUCUUGACUCAAAUCCUUCACACCUAAUCGAACUGGAUCUAAGUGGGAAUAAACUGGGAAAUUUAGGAGUGGAGCACCUCUCUCAUCUACUAAAGAAACCAGAAUGCAAAAUUGAACAACUGAGUCUUUCAUUUUGCAGUAUAGAAAUGGAAGGAUAUGCUGCUCUUGGUUCGGCUUUAAAAUUCAACUCUUCAUCACACCUGAAAGAACUGGAUCUCAGAGGAAAUGAUCCUGGAGCCGCUGGAAAUUAUCCUGCAGAAAGAAAAGGACUAGAUCUACUUAAUGAUUUACAAAUGGAUUCAAAAUUCAGCCUGAAUAAACUAAGACUGCUAAAAGAUUCUGCUGCAGAGGAGGCCUGUGUUUUUAUGACUGGAGUUUUAGGAACAAACCCUAUACCUCUGACUAAGCUGGAUCUGAGUGGGAAAAUACAAGAAGACUCGGAAAUGAAGCAGUUCUCUAUUCUACUUCAAGAUUUACACUUCAGACCUAAGGAACUUAAGUAUGUAACUUAA